Molecule: messenger RNA, 3507 nt
Organism: Parasteatoda tepidariorum (common house spider)
Lineage: Eukaryota; Metazoa; Arthropoda; Arachnida; Araneae; Theridiidae
Biological process (GO): hormone-mediated signaling pathway; adenylate cyclase-activating G protein-coupled receptor signaling pathway; activation of adenylate cyclase activity
Cellular component (GO): plasma membrane
Molecular function (GO): G protein-coupled peptide receptor activity; protein binding
Source: RefSeq, a predicted model, not a curated record
CACGCUCAGAAAAUAAAAUGCGUAAUGAAUUGAUCACUUUAUUUUUCAUUGCAGAGACCAAGUAUUAAGGUUCUUAUUGUAUAAGUGUGAAUGCAUAAGCUUUUCUUUUCGGAAUCAGUUUCUUGUGUGAGUUUAUUGAUAACUUAAGGCGCGCCUGAGAUUUCUAGAUAAAUUAAUACCUGAAAUUUCUUUCUUUAAAAAGCAUUCGAUAAUAAACUUACCAAAAUACAAUAAAUGAUAAAGCAUUUAUAUACAGCUACUACCUGCGUAUUAUUUAGUCAAGGUGUAUUGAAACUAAUUUGAAAACGUUUGUUUAAGGAGCUGAAAAGUUAAGAAAAGAUAAUUGAUAUUUCAUAUAAGAUUGGAGAAGAAUAAAGAUCCGCCUUGCAAAAGACACAGUUACAUUCUUCAAUAAUGUGAAUUCAGUGAAUCAAUGAUAAUGGUAUCAACUACAUGGAUGAAGUUUGUUACGAUUACCAUUAUCAGCUCUACGAUACUUUGCCUUCCACAAGGUGGUAAGAGUGUCAAGCAAUUUGAUUAUUCUCAUUUAGUAACAGCUCCAUGUCCGGCUGGUUACUUUCCUUGCAAUACAUCUGAUGUUUGCGUGGAGCAACGAAUGAACUGUGAUUCGAAACAGGACUGUCCUGAUAACUCUGAUGAGUGGUCUUGUGAGGAUCAUUAUAGGAAAAAGUACUAUGAUCAACUCUUCAGAAAGCGUCCGGAUGCCGAUAGAGAAAAAAACAUGACUAAUUGUGAGCUACGGACGUCACCAGAAAGAUGUAAUUGCUCAAAACGGAGUCUAUUUUGUACUCAUCAGAAUAUUUGGAAAGUUCCAGUUCUUUUACCAGAAAAUCUACAAGAAUUAGAUUUAUCCGGAAAUAAACUUCACCUUAUUAGAAAGUCCGAUUUUCCGGAGCUUUCAAAUCUUGACACUUUGUUGUUGACAUCGUCAGAAGUAACUUUAUUGAAGCCCGGGGCAUUGGGAAAUCUGUCGAACUUGAAAAAACUAUACUUGACCAGCAAUAGAAUAACAAGCAUAGGCAAUGGAACAUUUAGAAGUAAUACCAAGCUUAAGCUUUUGGUAUUGUCUCACAAUCCUUUAAGAGAUAUAGAUGCCGAGGCUUUUCAAGGAUUGUAUAACCUUGAGGAACUGGAUCUACGAGAUUGUGCACUCGAGAGUUUACCAUCAGGAGUUUUUGAUGAUCUAUCAAGGCUUAUAUCUCUUUGGUUGGAUGGAAACCAAAUGAAUAUUUUGCCUGAAUACAUUUUUGAAAAUUUAAGAAUUCUUCAAGUGCUAUCUCUGUCAAGAAACGAAUUGACAACCAUAAAUUCCAACACGUUCUGGGGUUUGGAGAAUUUAAAAAGCUUGGCCAUUUCAAUGAAUCGCCUACAUUACCUGAAAGCCAAUACUUUCGGUAAUCUUACCUCAUUGCUCAAACUAGAUAUCCAUGGAAACGGGAUUCGUGACAUCGAUAAGAGAGCAUUUUCAUCUCUAGCUAAGUUGGAAUCACUAAAUCUUAAGAAAAAUCCUUUAAAAGGAUUGCAACAAGGCACAUUUAAUGAUCUUUUGCAAUUGAAGCACAUAUAUUUCGAUGAAUUUUAUCUAUGUUCUUUGGCACUGCACGUACGCGUAUGUGAGCCCAGAGGAGACGGUAUCAGUAGCAUAGCUCACUUGUUGGACAGCGUAGUACUGCGAGUCAGUGUAUGGCUUGUGGCAUUCGUUGCUGGUUUGGGCAACGUUGCUGUACUUAUCGGAAGAUUCUUAUUUGCUGAACCUAACGAAGUUCAUUCGUUUUACAUCAAAAACUUAUCUUUGGCUGAUCUCUUGAUGUCAGUCUACUUAUUCGUCAUAGCUGCUUAUGACGUCCUCUUCAGAGGAGAAUACAUUCUUCAUGAAGCAAAAUGGAGGCACAGUUGGCAAUGUAAUGUAGCCGGAUUUUUAUCUACACUUAGCAGCGAGUCAUCUGUGCUGAUACUUACAAUAAUUACUAUUGACAGAUACACAUCUAUAUUAUAUCCGCUAUCUUUGAAACGAAGAACAAUCGCUUCGGCAUCCGCAGCGAUGGGAUCAGUCUGGUCUCUGGCUAUAUUACUUUCAGCUUUACCUUUGUUAGACAUUGGAUACUACGGGGACGAAUUUUAUGGGAAUAAUGGAGUGUGUCUACCUCUACAGAUUCAUGAUCCAUUUGGACAAGCUUGGGAAUAUUCAACUUUUCUGUUUUGUGGCCUCAACUUGGCCGCCUUUCUCUUCAUUCUUUUCGCCUACAUCUCCAUGUUUUUCACAAUUUCUAACUCAAAAAUAGGAUUGAGAUCAACACAGCAGCUACAGGAUCGAACUAUAGCCAAAAGAUUUGCUUUCAUUGUGGGCACUGAUUUUCUAUGUUGGGUGCCAAUCGUUCUCAUUAAAGUCAUAGCCAUGGGAGGAGUUCCCAUCCAAAAGGAUCUCUAUGCAUGGGUAGCUGUAUUUCUCCUGCCCGUGAAUUCGGCUUUAAAUCCAGUUUUAUAUACUCUCACAACAAAACUUUUCAAACAACAUUUGGCGAAAAUUGUGUAUAGUUGCCGAACUCCAGCUCACGCGGCCAAUGACAGUUCAGGAAUCUCACUCACAUCCAUCCUCCACCAUCGAAGCUCCAAGAAAACGCUUGUCACCACUUUCUCUGAGAGAGACCAUACUUCUUUUAACCGUACCUCACUCUUUGCACCGGAGAGGACAGGGAAUUUUCAGAACAACAUUUCUAAAAAACGUAAAGACUUUCCCUCAUUCAUCAAAGAAGAUAUGAUUUAAAGAUUCUUAUCUUGAAUUUCAACAUUCACAGUAUUUUAAAAUUCCUUAAGGAUGGAUUCAAAAAGUGAAACAUGCAUUUUAAUCUUCUUAAGUAUCAUAUUUUUCUUCGUAAAAAAUGCACUUUCUAGUUUUUUAUAAAAAUUUAUUUUUUUGCCAAUUCACGAGGUGACCAAGGUUGAUUACAGAUUAAUUUAUUUGUUUCAUAAUUAAAUUUGAAGUAAUAAUUUUGAUAGUUUUAUGAGUUCUAGUAUUUUUUUCCCAAUUAAAUGCAUUGGUGGAUAUUUUAUCGUUAUGAGAAAUAAGAAUAUUUUUAGAAAAAAGAAUUUGAGAGUUUGAAAAUAAGAAUAUUUUUGUUUUUCAAACUUUUAACGUACUAUGGACAAUUAUGUCCUGUGCUAUGAAAAAAUUCAUAAGCAUGAAAGAGAGAACUUUGAGAACAAAAAAAAAGCAAUGUUAUAGGUUAACAUUCCUGUAAAAUUUGAAUGGCUAACACGAAAAAAUUUCUCUCCGAAUGUUUUCUGAAAAAAUAACAGAAAGGAAGACAUUUUUCGUGCUAGUUGAAAGUUUCGAAGCUCAAUAACCCCGAACUAAAAUUGAUCUUUGAAUGAAGAACAUCAUCUAUUACUUUUACAUAAAAUAUUUCAUUUCAAUUUUUAAGUUCUAUAACAUAAAAAUGUAACAUUUACAUAAAAAUGUAAUGAACAGUUAAAUUUAAAACGUUG